AUGGUUCAGUACCGAUUUUUGGCCCUCGCCGCCGCCACGACCGCUGUCACGGCCAAGAUCUCGGUCGAAGUGCACCGCAGCUUGGAAGUCGCCAAGCAGUCGAACAUCAGGGUCAAAUUUCACUGUGGCGAGGCCCACGCGAACCACCGCCGCCGACUCAAGGCCGGCGCGUCUCGCACCGAAACCGUCGAGUCGGUGGUUCAUUCGUUGAAGGAGCACACCAGGACGUCUCAGGCGCCGGUCAAGUUGCUCCUGGCCAACCAAUCGACGGCUGUGGAAGUGGACACGACAUGGAUCGACUGCUCCAUGUACAUCGACAAGGCCACCAACGACCUCAUCAUGGAGAUCGACGCGUUGGAGGUAGUCAAAUCCAUUGACAAGCCAGGUGUCAAGGCACUCGAUGAAUCCAAAAGCGACGACGACCAACCAGCCAGUGCUGUCAAUGAGACCAUCGCAUGGGGGAUCAAUACGUCUCAAGCGCCGGAGCUGUGGGCCAAAGACAUCAAGGGCGACGGCAUUGUCGUGGGCAUCAUCGACACUGGUGUUCGACACACCCACGAGGCGUUAAGGUCGAACUGGCGAAAGGAAUACGGUUGGUUCGACCCGUAUGAUAACACGGAGUUGCCCCAUGAUUAUAAUGGCCACGGCACUGGUGUCACGAGCAUCAUGGUGGGAAAGGAAGGUAUUGGUGUCGCCCCCAAUGCCCAGUGGAUUGCGUGCAAAGGGUUGGCGCUAGGGUACAAUAUACGUCUGGUGAUGAAAUGCGCUCAAUUCCUUCUUUGCCCCCACGACAGAAACGGCAACAACGCCGACUGCAGCAAGGCGCCGCACGUGAUCAACAACAGCUUUGCGAAAUAUGAAUUGGAAUUUUGGAUGGAAGAUACGAUUGCAGCGUGGAGAGCAGCGGGUAUCAUUCCCGUGUUUGCGAACGGCAACGACGGCGCUAAAGGCUGUGCGCAUUCGGGUUAUCCUGCCGCGUCCCCUCAAGUGAUUGCUGUCGGCGCCACUGAAAGAAAUGAUUUUGUACGGAGAACGUCCAGUUUUGGACCUUCCGUGAGGAACAGCAUCAAACCCGACAUUUCGGCUCCUGGUGCCGACAUCCGAUCCGCAUCAAACGUCAGUGACGUAGACUAUUUGUCGAAUUCUGGCACGAGCUUCGCCGCGCCUCAUGUUUCUGGAGCUAUCGCCUUGUACUUGUCUGCAAACAAAGGCGCCUCGUACGACGAAGUGUACACGGCCCUGGCCAACAACGUGGACACGGACACGUUAACUGUGCCCAACAAUAUCUGCGGUGAAAAAAUUCCCAACGCGCAAUAUCCCAACAACAUAUAUGGGUACGGCCGAUUGAACAUCUUCAAGGCCGUGAAUGCUACUCUCCCGAAUUGUACCUUGUGGACCGACGACUUCGAGGUCAUUGGGAAGGAGGUCAAGAAUGUGUCCCAAAGCACCGCCGGCAACUGCUGCGACGAAUGCCGCAACACUCCAAACUGCAAUGCGUUUACGUUUACGCGGGACAACGGAGGCACGUGCUGGCUCAAAGCUGAAAACAAAUCGGUCGACUGGGUGUACAAGAAAGGCUCCAAGUCCGCACGAGUACUGAAACCGAACAAUGACCUAACCUCGUGUGGCACCUUGGAAGAAGACGUGACCUAUGGUGGGCCCACCGUGGCUGUUACCUAUCAGGCCAAAGCUGAAUCCUGCUGCGCCGACUGUGAAAAUAUAGCGGGAUGUAAGCUGUUCGUGUGGUACGGCGGUACUUGCUGGCUCAAGUCCGCCAAGGGGGCCAAGGGGUUUACUAAAGGGGCCAAGUCUGGAUCGCUGCCUACUUCCAGCGCCUGCGCACCCAUCGAGUUGAACGUGAAUUACGUCGGCCACGACAUCAAUUUCACGAAUCAGACCUCCGCCGAUGCGUGCUGUGGAGACUGUCAAGCGACGUCUGGGUGCAAACUGUUUGUGUGGUCCCGUGGCAUGUGCACUCUCAAGUCCGCCAUGGGGACCAACGAGACUGUGGAUGGGGCCAAGGCUGGCUUUCUCCUGGCAGGACAGGCAUCGUAA
Aphanomyces astaci is the source of this 2055-nucleotide messenger RNA. RefSeq lists its product as hypothetical. Gene Ontology annotation, molecular function: serine-type endopeptidase activity; protein binding. The transcript has a single exon. Gene Ontology annotation, cellular component: extracellular region. Lineage: Eukaryota; Oomycota; Saprolegniomycetes; Saprolegniales; Verrucalvaceae. Bases 1 to 2055 code for a protein of 684 amino acids. Gene Ontology annotation, biological process: proteolysis. The record is from RefSeq and is a predicted model, not a curated record.